CUUAUACGGUUAUUGUCUUUCGCCGUGCUCCUUGCGCUUGCUAAUAUCCCCUUCCUGCCUUCCGCUCCAGUUGCACAAGUGACGUCCUGCCAUUUCCAUGCCAGGCUGAUCGCUGCCAUUUCGGACUUGGAUCCUGCGUCACCUUGAACUCUCCCCUGCCGCCUUGCCAAGCCUCCCCGCGGCAAACUCUCAACAUCAAUCGCCAUCACAACGGGCCCGCAAGCCCACGCAGGCUUUCGGUACCCACACCACAACUCCCAGGCCCGCUGCGAAAACGCUGUCGUCCCCCGCGGCACAGAUGAUGAACGAUAUGGAUUCCAACGGGUUAAAGCGCAAGGACACGACAAAGGGUCCGCCCCUGCGCAUCUUGUCUCUCGAUGGAGGAGGCGUGCGCGGGUAUUCCAUGUUCUUAAUUCUCCAGGAGAUUAUGCACCGGACGUUUGUCGAACUCGAAGGCCGGGCACCGCGACGAUCCGAGAUCCCCAAACCAUGCGACCAUUUCGACCUUAUCGUCGGUACCGGCACCGGCGGCCUAAUCGCCUUGAUGCUUGGCCGGUUACGCCUCGAUAUCGAGACAUGCAAGGAAUUAUACGUCCGCCUCACCCGCAUCGUGUUUGAGACGGACAAGACCAUCGCCGGCAUUCCGUACCGCUCGACUUUGUUCAAGGCGACGAAGCUGGAGGAGGCGAUCAAGGAAUGCGUUCGGGAACACACAAUCUACGAGAAGGAAGGCAACGACGGAUCCGAGGCGGGAAGCACCUACAACCCUUUGAGCCCCGCUUCGCGCUCGAGUGCCGCCGCAUACCCGAAGAGGCAUACCAGCAACGCGAGCGUGCUGAGUUUCAGCGCGCGGAGCCCCAGCGCGCAGAACGCGAAACCCAUCUUCUCCCGCGGAGGAAACCCGAAUGCCCGUCUGUACGACGAACGAGAAAACCGAACUAAGACUGUUGUUACCGCCGUUUACAAAGGCACCGCAAAAGGCGGAGCGCCGGCCAUGCUGCGCUCCUACGAUUCUCGGAGAGAGCCGGCACCAGAGUUUGACUGCAAAAUUUGGGAGGCUGGCCGAGCAACGUGCGCCAUCGGCCUCGCCUUCAAGCCGAUUCAGAUCGGGCAGUCCGUGUUCCAUGACGACGGCGCGGGCACCUUCAAUCCGUCCCUCACGGCCCUCGACGAGGCAGUGGUGAACGAGUGGCCUGGUCGCGAGGUCGGCGUCUUCCUCAGCGUCGGAACUGGAAAGAGGCCAAAGGGUAGCGACGCGAAUUCGUCGCUGUGGUAUGAGGGCUUUCUUGGCGAGUUUGCCGAUGCGAGGAGGAAGCUGAUCGCAAAGAUUGAGGGCUGCGAGAAGAUCCAUGAGCUGAUGAAGAGGGAGCACCUGGCGCGGCGCGGCGUCAACAUCGAACACUAUUACCGGUGGAAUGUCGAGGUCGGCGUCGGCGAGUUCGGCAUGAAUGAGUGGAACCGGCUGUCGGAUAUCAGCACAAACACGAGGAGAUACCUUGCGAGGGACGACGAGCAGAGGAUGGUUCAGGGGGCGUCGGCAAAGCUGGCCAAGAUUCACUUCGCAAAGCAAAGGUGGGAACGCCUCAGCUCGGCCAACCCGAACGCGGCGGCACAAAUGGUGCCAGAGAUAGCACUGCCCCUAGCCGUGGAGCUGCCGGGAGACAUACCCGUAUCCCCUCACCCCCACAGCCCAUCGAGCCGGCAGUCGUAUGACUCUGGGCACGACAUGUUGCCUGUGCGUGCCUCCACGCCGUCGCCGAGGAGCUCCGGUGAACCGCCACGGCAGUCACCGAAGCUGAACCAGCUGCCCUAUCACGCUGCGCCCCCCGCCGGUCACCCACCAGCACCGCCCGGCCGCUUCGCCGACAGUGCGGCUGAUGACUCGGAUCGACUAGUGGUCAACGCCCCGACGCCAUCGCAGUACCGGAUUGCCGCAGGUGCGGACAAGAUCGCAAUUAUGGGGCCAGACGAUCACCCCAGGCGAUUCGAAGAUCCCCUGAUGCAGCCGCCGCCGCUGCGGGUCAGGCCACCCUCGGUGCCACCCCCGCUCCCCCCAAAGACACCACUCCCAGAAAACCAGGCAGCCUACGGCCGAGCAUCCGCCCCGGUCUUGCCCUACCCCCUUGAUGACGACGCACCACCGGUGGUCAAUAUGGCGAGGAAGCCAAAUUACAACUCAAGGUAGUUAGUACACCGCCGUACCCGCAGUCGGGAUCACUUCCUCCGCCCGUGGCGGCGGGAGCAGCCAUGAAUGCGGCACGGACCGCGAUCCCCUUUACGAGCCCACGAGAAACGAUAUCUAUGUAGAAGAUGUUUACCAUGUAUAUCCGUCUUGAAAGACUAUGGUUUGGUACCGGGAUAUAGGAGUUUGGAGUUAGCUACUCGGGUGUGUUGGAUGGAUACCAAUAUUAUUCUUCUUCUUAUUUAUUAUUUAUUUGUAUGCUUGACUUGGCACAAUCAUCUACAAUAUUCUCAA
Messenger RNA from Chaetomium fimeti, 2476 nucleotides. RefSeq names its product acyl transferase/acyl hydrolase/lysophospholipase. Gene Ontology annotation, cellular component: membrane. Gene Ontology annotation, biological process: arachidonate metabolic process. The transcript has 3 exons. Bases 299 to 2185 code for a protein of 628 amino acids. Lineage: Eukaryota; Fungi; Ascomycota; Sordariomycetes; Sordariales; Chaetomiaceae. The record is from RefSeq and is a predicted model, not a curated record.